UCUUGCAUAAGACUUAAGUGUAUGCUUCCUCCCUCUGGUGCUUGCAGCCUUUAUGAGGAAUAUGACUGACUGACUCGGUGGCAAGGGUCAGAAAAUGGACACUUCGUCCUCCUGUGAACCUCCCAUUGCCACCUAUCAACAGAGCCCGGUCUGUGCCCUCAAUGCCAGCUGCGACUGGUCAUCUACCUGCAACAGGACCACAGUGGACAGUGGACUGCAGCUGCCUACCUUUACCACAGCAGCCAAAGUCCGAGUGAUAAUAACGUUCAUCCUAUGUGGCAUAUCCACUUUCUGUAAUUUGGGUGCAUUAUGGGUAGCCAACAGCCACAAGCGCAAGUCACACGUCCGAGUGCUCAUCAUUAACCUGACCGCGGCUGAUCUCCUGGUCACGUUCAUAGUGAUGCCAGUGGAUGCUGUGUGGAACAUUACCGUGCAGUGGCUGGCUGGAGAUCUGGCCUGCAGAGUUCUCAUGUUCCUGAAGCUACAGGCCAUGUACUCCUGUGCCUUUGUCACCGUGGUGAUUAGUCUGGACAGACAGUCGGCCAUCCUUAACCCUUUGGCUAUCAGCAUGGCCCGCAAAAGGAAUAGGCUCAUGCUUGUGGUAGCAUGGACCCUGAGCACCUUAUUCUCUGUCCCUCAGAUUUUUAUUUUCCACAAUGUGACAAUCACCUCCCCUGCAGAGUUCACCCAGUGCACCACCAGGGGCAGUUUUCUAACUCAUUGGCAAGAAACGGCAUACAACAUGUUUACCUUCUGCUGCCUCUUCCUGCUGCCUCUCAUCAUAAUGAUCACCGUCUACACCCGGAUAUUCUUCCAGAUUUCUAAAAGGAUGAAAGGAAAGAGCUUGUCAGCUAGUGAGCCCGAUUGGCGCUGCACACAGAACAACAUCCCCAAAGCUCGAAUGAGAACUCUGAAGAUGAGUCUAGUAAUCGUCUUGUGCUUCAUAGUGUGCUGGACUCCAUACUACCUCCUGGGGCUGUGGUACUGGUUCUUUCCUGAUGACUUAGAGGGGAAAGUGUCUCACUCUCUCACUCACAUCUUGUUCAUCUUUGGCCUCUUCAAUACCUGCAUGGACCCUAUCAUCUAUGGCCUGUUCACUGUGCGCUUUAAGGGACUGAGAAAGCAUGGCCACACAGCCACGGUGAGGUCAGACACAGACAACACCACAAAAACAGAGUCUUUCAGGUUCUAAGUCUACUUGACAUGGACUAUUUUCUGAUCAUGAAAAAAAAGACAACCCAU
Molecule: messenger RNA, 1242 nt
Organism: Boleophthalmus pectinirostris (great blue-spotted mudskipper)
Lineage: Eukaryota; Metazoa; Chordata; Actinopteri; Gobiiformes; Gobiidae
Product: gonadotropin-releasing hormone II receptor-like
Exons: 3
Coding region: 95-1192 (365 amino acids)
Biological process (GO): G protein-coupled receptor signaling pathway
Cellular component (GO): membrane
Molecular function (GO): gonadotropin-releasing hormone receptor activity; peptide binding
Source: RefSeq, a predicted model, not a curated record